AUGGGCUGUGCGGAGCAAAUAAAGCAUCGAUAUGCAAUCACAAGGCUGGUCCCCAUUCUUUUAUGGAUAAGAGAUUACCGACCACCAGAUAUCAUUCGGGAUCUGAUCGCCGGAUUUACAAUCGGUCUGAUGGUUACACCCCAAUGUCUUGCCUAUGCCAAUAUGGCAGGCUUGCCAGUCGUUUACGGUCUUUACUCGUCAUUCUUUGGAAUCAUGUGGUAUGCUGUCUUUGGAACAUCGAAGGACAUCUCUGUAGGACCCACAGCAAUCGUUUCAGUUUUAACAGCAACGUUCGCUGCGCGACCAGAUACUUGGCCGAUGCCAGAUGAUCCAGUUUGGCAUUCUGGAGACCAGACAAGUUAUGCUGAACUAUGUGUUUUUCUUGCAUUAAUGUCUGGCGUGGUUUUGAUGGCCCUUGGUUUAUUACAGUUAGGUUUCUUGGUCCAUUUUGUAUCCCAUUCAGUAAUCAUCGGUUUCGUGAACGCUUCAGCGAUAUCAAUCACGCUUGGUCAAGUUGGAAAGGUAUUUGGCGUAAAAGGUCACGGCACAGGAUUUUUCGCCCACGGAACUAUUGGAAAGUUCUUGAACAGCUGCAAAGAAAUGAGUCUUGGUCACACUAACUGGAUCGAUUAUACUCGUCGUCAUUUUGGAAUGAUCAUCGCGUUUUGCACGGAAAGUGAAGAAGCAGUUAAUAAUUUUCUUGAAAAUGGGUGCCAUCCUGGUACGGAGGGUUGUACUUCAGCAACAUUGACGAAUAUACAAAAUGCGCAUGGACCUGACUGGGGACCACCGACACUCUCUUUCGAUUAUGAAUACAAAUGCUCUGAUGAGGCGAAUGCGGGACUUGAUGUUUGUUCCUCAGGUAACUCAACUGACUUACAGAUCUUCCACGUGGACACUGGAAUGAUGAUGGCUCAGGCAAGUGCUGGAAUCAUUAUUAUUCCUAUCGUUGCUUACCUUGAAUCUUUGUCAAUCGCUACCGGCUUCGCCAAAGCAAAUGGAUAUACAGUUGAUGGAAAUCAAGAAUUUAUCGCAAUCGGCGCAGCAAAUUUAGCGAACUCAUUUUGUAGCGGUUUUCCUAUCACUGGAAGCUUUUCAAGAUCGGCUGUGAAUUUCCAAGCAAACGCUGCGAGUUCUUUAUCGGGCGUUUUCGUUGGCGGCAUUGUUCUCACUGCGACUUACCUUCUCGCUGACCUUUUCCUUUAUGUUCCUGCAGCUUUACUUGGGGCGGUUAUAAUGGUCUCCGCUGCUUCCAUGUUUAACACACACGCCGUUGAAAUGUGCUGGAAGACUUCGAAGAUUGAUUUAUUGCCGCUGGCGAUUUCAUUUUUAUUUGCGCUUUACGAGUCCUACUAUGGAAUCCUUUUAGGAAUCAUUAUUCAUAUUCUCAUUCUCGCUUGCAAAUACUCCGAUCCUACAAAAGAGAGGAUUUAUGGAGAAGAAGCCUACUUAAAACUCAAUGGCAAUGUCCUCUAUCCUGGUCAAAAUGUUAUCAUAAGUAAGCUGGUGAAAAUGGCUUGCUCCGGGGCAAGAAUGAUUACGAUCGUAUUGGGAUCUUAG
Molecule: messenger RNA, 1560 nt
Organism: Oikopleura dioica
Lineage: Eukaryota; Metazoa; Chordata; Appendicularia; Copelata; Oikopleuridae
Source: the annotation of a GenBank genome assembly